Leptosomus discolor (cuckoo roller) is the source of this 485-nucleotide messenger RNA. The record is from RefSeq and is a predicted model, not a curated record. NCBI's taxonomy places the organism in Eukaryota, Metazoa, Chordata, Aves, Leptosomiformes, Leptosomidae.
AGAAUCAGCGACAAAGGAGAAAUCUUCGACUAAGAAGCCAGCGACAGUCAGAUAGCUGCGUACUGAGUAGUGAUGAUGAAGAUGAAACAAGAGAUAACGAUGUGUAUGUGACAGAUAAAGUGUCUCGAGAAUUGGGACCACUGGAAGAUGAAACUGCAAGUUCAAAGCCGUCUGGUACCGUUAGCUGUCCAAUUUGCAUGGAUGGCUACUCAGAGAUCGUGCAAAGUGGACGCCUGAUUGUGUCAACCAAAUGCGGCCAUGUCUUCUGCAGUCAGUGCCUCCGUGAUUCCCUUAGGAAUGCCAACUCUUGCCCAACCUGCAGGAAGAAACUCACUCACAGACAGUAUCAUCCCAUUUAUAUAUGAGCCCUUGCUUCCACUUCUCAGGACAGACUCAACUGGAUUUUGGGGGAAAAUGUCAUGUUUUCGGUGCUGUGAAGAUUUAAAGCAGCAUGUUGUGCACACAUCCAAAUAAAACUGGGUUUU